Messenger RNA from Colletotrichum navitas, 387 nucleotides. RefSeq lists its product as uncharacterized. The transcript has 2 exons. Lineage: Eukaryota; Fungi; Ascomycota; Sordariomycetes; Glomerellales; Glomerellaceae. Bases 1 to 387 code for a protein of 128 amino acids. The record is from RefSeq and is a predicted model, not a curated record.
AUGGCCUGCGUUUGCCAGGAACGCCCAGGAACGCAUCAAGAAUUCGGUCCAUACAAUCGGGUACAGGCCCAAGUUAACCCUGCCUAUAGUGCCUAUAGUGCCCAUAGUGCCCAUAGUACCUAUAUUGCUGUAACGGCUGCGGCGACGGUGGCACCAACGCGGGCAUCGUGGGCGUCUGUUGGCGAUGGUGGAUUUGCGGCAAAAAGGGCGUUUUUCGCAUGGGUUACGGACGUGGGCAGUGGUGGCCGUGGCGGUGGCAGUGGCGGUGGUGGCAGUGCCUUCCAAAAUAGGCUUAACCCACUGGCCGCCGACCAAAUCGCUCUGGCAUUCUACCUGUACCCAUACAAUCAAUGGGUGAAGCAAAGUCUAGUAAAGACGGCAAAAUAG